This is a messenger RNA of Megalobrama amblycephala (Wuchang bream), 2516 nucleotides long. RefSeq names its product trace amine-associated receptor 13c-like. The coding region runs from base 120 to 1109 and encodes 329 amino acids. The record is from RefSeq and is a predicted model, not a curated record. NCBI's taxonomy places the organism in Eukaryota, Metazoa, Chordata, Actinopteri, Cypriniformes, Xenocyprididae. The transcript has a single exon. Gene Ontology annotation, biological process: G protein-coupled receptor signaling pathway. Gene Ontology annotation, molecular function: trace-amine receptor activity. Gene Ontology annotation, cellular component: membrane.
GGAAGGCAGAAAGUCAAACUGACAGCUUGAACAUUACACCACAGCUUCAAAGCAGUCUUUUGAUGAAUAACGGGGUGCACAGGACCAGGUUACAUAUGAGGAUAUAAUCCGUUGUGAAAAUGUUUGACAUGAGUAUGAUGGAGGAGGACAAAAGUCAAGAAAUCCAGUAUUGCUUUCCAAACAACAGUUUGUCAUGUUUCAAAGAAAUCAAACAUGAAGUGGAAUACGUCAUUUUGUACAUUUUCAUUUCUUUAUUAUCAUUGUUCACUGUGUUUCUGAACCUGCUGGUGAUCAUCUCCAUCUCUCACUUCAAGCAGCUUCACACUCCAACCAACCUGCUCAUCCUCUCUCUGGCUGUGGCCGACCUGAUUGUGGGACUGAUUGUUAUACCAUUAAUGGGCAUCACAUUCAUAGAAUCAUGCUGGUAUUUUGGAGAGACAUUCUGUUCUCUAUUUUUAUUUAUUGCUUUUAUGGUUGUUUCAGCAUCUCUUGGUAAUUUAGUCUUUAUAUCUGUAGAUCGUUACAUUGCUGUGAGUGACCCUUUGAGAUACACAGUGAGGGUCACAACUGAUAAAGUUGUUUUUUGCAUUAUUACAAACUGGCUGUGUUCAAGCAUAUAUUCUGUCAUUAUCUUGUACAAUACUAUGUUUUACCCAGAGACACACGACAGGUGUUACGGUGAAUGUACAGUUUCUUUUAAGUUUGAACAUGUUGUCACAGACCUCAUAGUCACUUUUGUCACACCUUCUUCUGUAGUCAUGUCUGUAUAUGUGAAAAUCUUCUGUGUUGCGAAACAUCAGGCCAAGGUUGUAAAUUCUGUCACAGGUGUCAGCAGGUCACAAAGAAAGGCGGCAAAAACUUUGGGUAUUGUUGUAAUGGUUUACUUUAUGUGUUGGAUACCAUACUAUAUAGUCACUCUUAUUGAAGGAAAUAAGUCAACGGUUCAAUUUAAUGUUACAUGCUGGAUUUUGUACAUGAAUUCCUGUAUGAAUCCCCUUAUCUAUGCACUGUUUUAUAAAUGGUUCAGAUUAUCAGCUAAACACAUUGUGACUCUAAAAAUAUGUAAACCAUCUUCAGAAUACUUUAGCCUUUUCCCAGAGGAUAAAUAAUUAAGGAAUAAUUUUUGAAGCAUAAUUUUAAAAGAGUUUGUAAGAAUUUUGCCUAAAGAGUUACUGACAUAUUCCUUAUUGUUUUCUUGUACAGUAUUCAUUACUUUGUAUUUGAAGAUAUUUUAUGUUGUACAUCAGCAAAUUAAGGUUAAAAGCUCCCUGAUGAAAAUACAUACAUAAUAUUCAUAGAACCCCAGCAAACAGGAGUUGUUUCUUUUUUCAUCAAGAUUUUAAGUUAUGUUUAUGAUUGUUUAAAAAAUGGUGUUCAUUUCUUUUUUUUACCUCUUUGUAGUUCACUUACUCCUAAAUGGUGCCAAAAUGGUACAAAUACAUUAUGUAUCGUCUCAAUGUGAAGUUAUAGAAUCUUUAUAGUCUUUAUAAUGAUUAUAUUAAAAAAAAUUAUGUUUAACAGUUUUGGAAGUAGUAUAGCAUGUCACAGUUUGACAUUUCAUCAACUAUCCACAUACUUGUGUACAAAUGUUUGUUUAGUUCAACAAAGUUAAUGUAAUCGGGCCAGACUUGUGCAAAAGUGGAAAAACAUCAGUAAGAAUAAAUUAGAGUACAGAUCGAAUUAAAUCAUUUAAAUGGGGUCAAUACAUAGAAACACAACACCUCAAUUGUAUAUAAAGAAUAAACAAAUCUAACUGUAUACAGACCUGGUAGGAAGUGUUUUUGUGCAGAAAAUUUUGCACAUUCUUAGCCUUAGCAUUGGCAGUGUGUCAAGACAGGUUUUGUACUGUUAAAAGCACUAUAAAACCUAUAGCCCAAAGUAAACUCUGUUUUCUGUCUGAAUUUUCUUUUUUUAAUGACUUUCUUAAAGAUAUCUAUAAAAAAGGUUUAACCAGGGGCCAAGGGCUUCCCUCUUUUCCAUCUCAUUUAUGAAUGCCCAUGUGGCCGUGUACAGUUUACUUUCGCAGCAAUUGUUUGAAUGGUAGUUUAAUUAUUAUUCUUAAUGAAAAACAACAACGAAACAGUACAAUGACAAACUCACUUAUAUUACACAAAACUUUUAUUAACAAAAAGAAUAAGCACGGCAUACAACAUGCUAUAGCCUAGGCUUAAUAUAAAAUAAAAAGUAACUUUGUUAAUAACAAGUAAAAAAAACAAAACAAAAAACAAAAUGGCUGAACACUGUGUAACACCGGUAACACCUAUUGCAGCAAGCCUAGACUAAAGCAUUUUUCAAUUAGGUACAUGGGAUAUGGUUCUUUUUUAUAUAUUACAAUCAUAUUUAUAUUAAAAAAUACAUCAUUAUACAUAUCAAAAUUAUUGUUAGUCAGUAAAUGUCUUUCUCUCAAUGAACAUACAUGUUCGUAAACAAUACCCAGGUUUGUAGAUUUUUGCAGAAAUUUUCAGAUGAAUUGCGCUCUCCAAAGCAUUAAAAAUUAAACCGACUGAACAACUCAA